CAACGCCUCCAUUUAACUAUGUAUGAGUACUGCAUACUGCAAACCGCAGUAUGAGUAUGUUUGUGGAUUGGCCUGCGUCUGAAGAAAAUCGUAUCCAGCUGCACCGUUCAAUUAUCUAAAUCAUGGUCCUGAAUUCACACAGAAAAUGCGCUGGUUCCUUCCUUUCGUCGUGGCAGUUUUUGUAGCCCCGUUUGAGGUGUCUGUUCCUGAUAAGCAAUUGAUGGCCAUUCGGGGCCGUCCAGCUGUAUUAGGCUGCAAGUUCACACCUGAUCCAGACAUCUCUAACCUGGUGGUUACCUGGCAACGGCAGGAGGACUCAAAGGUCGUGCACAGUUUCUAUUAUCAAAUGGACCAACUAGACCGGCAGAGUCCAGAAUACAACAGUCGGACAAUGCUUUUUAAAUCUGAGCUAUCUAAAGGAAAUGCCUCCCUACAAUUAACAGCCAUUAGCCAAAAGGAUAAAGGCGGAUACAUGUGUAUAGUGAGCAAUGCACAGGGAACCGGAAGAGCCUCGGUAGAGCUGACCUAUGGAGCUUUGUACUCUGAGCCCAGGUUAAGCAUCCACGUAAACUCCUCAAAAGUCACAGUGAAGUUUGAGACGGAGGGAUUUCCCAAGCCUGAUGUGAGCUGGCACGGAGAACAAGGUGAAAACCUUAUCCAUCACCUGGAGCUCUUUGAGCAGACUGAAGAUGGACUAUACAUCAUAAAGAGCAGCUAUGAAGCCCAAAAGCCAACGGUUAAUGUUACAUUUACACUAAAGAACCAGUUUCUCAACCAGAACCUUGAGAGACCUGUCAUCCUAACCUACGAUAAGGACGUGGCCACAAAUCAAGUGACAGUUGCACUUAUUGUAAUCUCCUUGAUGUGUAUUAUGUUUUUUAUCUGCAUCAUUUUGUUGAUGUUUCGGAGAUUUAAAAAGCAGAGGUUUGUCCCUGGAAUGAACCAUCAUAGUGGAUUGUAAAUGGAUCAUUAAAGGCAUCAUCAUUCAUUUCAUAUAUUCACUCCCUCCCUUUCAUUUUCACAUUCAUCUGUCAAAGUAAAUGAGGCCUCAAAAAGCUAAACCACAUAGAUAAAUAAAUAAUUCUGAGGUUUGAACAUGCAAUUAAGCAUUUUAAGCAUUAGAUUGUCAUAAAUCAAGUCAUAUGGGUGUGUUCUUAAAAUAAUUAAAGUGUUAAAAUCA
Molecule: messenger RNA, 1180 nt
Organism: Misgurnus anguillicaudatus (oriental weatherfish)
Lineage: Eukaryota; Metazoa; Chordata; Actinopteri; Cypriniformes; Cobitidae
Product: CD276 antigen homolog
Biological process (GO): regulation of cytokine production; T cell receptor signaling pathway
Cellular component (GO): external side of plasma membrane
Molecular function (GO): signaling receptor binding
Source: RefSeq, a predicted model, not a curated record